Gossypium arboreum is the source of this 5262-nucleotide messenger RNA. Its product is annotated as protein RNA-directed DNA methylation 3. Gene Ontology annotation, cellular component: DSIF complex. The record is from RefSeq and is a predicted model, not a curated record. The transcript has 19 exons. Gene Ontology annotation, biological process: regulation of DNA-templated transcription elongation; transcription elongation by RNA polymerase II; regulation of transcription by RNA polymerase II. Gene Ontology annotation, molecular function: mRNA binding. Lineage: Eukaryota; Viridiplantae; Streptophyta; Magnoliopsida; Malvales; Malvaceae. Bases 206 to 4948 code for a protein of 1580 amino acids.
UUGCCAAAUAUAUAUUAUAUCAGCUUUGGAGUACACUACCAUAAAAUUCCAUCACUCACACUUUCAUCACACUCUAUUUCAAAGAAAAAAAAAGAAAAAAACCCUUAGAGAAAAUGAAAAACUGAUAUUCUCCGAAAAUUUUCUAUUUAUGUAGAAAAAUAUAAGGAAAAUAAAAGUAAAAAUUUUGCAACUGGACUGAAAGGAUAUGUCGUCGAAGGGGAAGGGAAAGGAGAAGGAGGUGGUUUAUGGGAAACGGAAGGUCAGCGCCGGAAGAAGCGGUGGUGGAGCGGAGGAGAACCGUCGGAAGCGGAAGAAUCGGGGAGUUCUUCAGUUCUUUGAAGACGCUGCUGAUGUUGAUGACAAUGAAGCCAGCGAUGACAGCGAUUUUGAUGAUUAUUUUAUGGAAGAAGAACCAGAUCUUAAUGCAAAUAAUAAUCCUUGGAAAACCCAUAACCUUCCAUUUGUUCCCAAGGAAGAGGUGAUCGAGGAGGAGUUUGAUAAAAUGAUGGAGGAGAGGUACAGGGAUGGUGCUAGGUUUAUGUCAUUUGAUGAAGAUUCUUAUGAAGCUAAGGGAUCAAUUGACAAAAACUCUACCAUGCCUCCUUCCAAGGAUCCUAUUAUAUGGAAAGUUAAAUGUGUGGUUGGACGUGAAAGGCAUUCAGCUUUCUGUCUCAUGCAGAAGUUUAUUGACAUGAAAUCACUAGGAACAAAAUUGCAGAUAAUAUCAGCAUUCUCUGUUGAUCACAUCAAGGGGUUUUUCUACAUUGAAGCUGACAAGCAAUGUGAUAUUAACGAGGCAUGUAAAGGUCUGACUUACAUUUACUCUUCAAGAGUGGCGCCAGUUCCAAGCAAUGAAGUUUACCAUUUACUUAAUGUCAGAACUAAACGUAGCGAAGUCUCUAAAGGCAUGUGGGCUCGGAUAAAGAAUGGGAAGUAUAAGGGGGACCUUGCCCAGGUUGUGUUUGUAAACAAUGACAAGAAACGAGCAACUGUGAAGCUCAUUCCAAGAAUUGAUCUGCAAGCGAUGGCUGCUAAAUUUGGUGCUGGAGUUUCCAUCAAUAGAACUGUUAUACCAGCUCCAAAAUUGAUAAGCUCAAUUGAGCUCGAGGAGUUUCGACCUCUCAUUCAGUUUAGACGAGACCGUGACACCGGCAUUGGUUUUCAGAUACUUGAUGGCAUGAUGCUUAAGGAUGGGUAUCUGUAUAAAAAAUUAUCCAUAGAUUCAUUAAGCUGCUGGGGUGUUAUGCCUACAGAGGAGGAGCUCCUAAAGUUUAGUCAUUCUGAUAAUAAUGAAUCUGAUGAUCUGGAGUGGCUCUCACAACUUUAUGGUGAAAAAAAGAAGAAAAAGACGACUACGAAUGAAAAAGGAGGUGAGAAGGGAGAAGGCUCAUCAGGGUUUGGCUUGGAUGAUGGCUUUGAACUGUAUAAUCUUGUCUGUUUCAGCCGGAAAGAUUUUGGGCUUAUUGUUGGCAUGGAGAAAGAUGAUCGUUACAAGAUUUUAAAAGAGGCUCCAGAAGGACCUGUUGUAGUGACUGUUGAAAAGCGUGAGUUAAAGAAUGGGCCUAUGGAUACAAAGUUUACUGCAUUAGAUCAUCACUCAAAGACGAUAUCCAUUAAGGACACUGUUAAAGUCUUGGAAGGUCAAUAUGAGGGUAAACAAGGGAUUGUUAAACAAAUCUAUAGAGGGACCAUAUUUUUGUAUGAUGAGAAUGAGACUGAUAAUGGUGGUUAUUUCUGCUGUAAAUCACUGAAGUGUGAGAAAAUCAAGCAAUUUUUAGAUAUAUGCGGUGAUAAGGGUGGUGAUCCUGGUGGUACUUCAGAUUUUGGGGAUUUUGUAUCAUCCCCUAAGUCCCCAAUAUCGCCUAAAAAGCCUUGGCAUUCUCAAGAUAAGGAAGCUAAGAGUGAUUUCAACAGAGGGAACAGAGAUGGAAUGUUCUCCAUUGGUCAAACCUUAAGAAUUCGAGUGGGUCCUUUGAAAGGGUACCUUUGCCGUGUCUUAGCUGUAUAUUAUUCAGAUGUUACUGUUAAACUGGAUUCUAAGCAGAAGGUUCUUACAGUUAAAAAUGAGCAUCUUGCUGAGGUUCAAGGGAAGAGCUCUGCAGCAAAUACAAAUGAGCAUGAUGGAUCAAGUUCAUUCAAACCAUUUGAUCUUCUGGGAUCGGAAGGUUCGUCUGGAGAUUGGUUGAAUAGAGCGGGAACAUCGGCUGAGGGUGGCGGAUGGAAUGCUGAGGGGAGCUCAUGGCCUAGUUUCUCUGGUCCUGGCACUACGCAGCAGACAGAAACUGAUCAGAAGAGAGAUGGUGAAGACUCUGCCUGGGAGACCAAGGUGACUCCAAACCAGAAUUCGUCUUGGGGUGCUGCAGUUUGUUCUGGGGAUAAUGAUAAAAAAAUAGAUGGUCCGUCUACUGCUUGGGAAAAUAACACAAGUACAAAGCAGAAUUCAGCCUGGGCUACAGGCGGCAGUGAUCAAAAUGCUAGUUGGGGCAGUUGGAAUAAAGCUGCUCCCAAGAUUGACUCCAGUGGUGGUGCAUCUGAUGCUUGGGGUAAAGCUACCUCUAGUGGAGAUCCAUUGGGUGCUUCAAAAGAUGUUGGAGGCAAUUGGGGUCAAUCAAAGCUUGAAACCGGAAAUCUUGCUGAUUCUUCAAAUAUCACUGCAUGGGAGAAAGAUAAAAGUAUUAAUGUUGGUAAUGAUGGUUGGAAAAAAUCAGAAAGUUGGGAUAAUGGAAAGAAUGUCACUGAGGGAUCAUCUGGUGCAUGGGAUAAAGGUAAAGGUGUGGCUGAACCAGGAUCAUGGGGAAAGAACGAAAACUCAAGUAGUGAUUGGAACAAUAAUGCUAUAGGGUCAAAUCAACAGGGAAGUUGGGGUAAAAAGAAUGAUGCUGGUGGCUUUGAAGAUAAUUCUUGGGGUAAAGCUGUGGAGAAGUGGAACAAUAAAGAUGGUACUGGUGGAAGCAAGGGUAAUUGGGGUAGUUCAAAACUUGCUGCAGAAGAUUCUAAGGGAGGUUGGGGAAGUGCCAGUGGAAAUAACUUAAGUGGGAAUCAAACCACGAACUGGGGCAUCAAGAAAGAUGCAAAUGAAUGUGUAUCAGGGGGUUGGACUAAGGGUGGAUCUCAGAAUCAGUCUGAUGGUUGGGGCAAGCAACAUGGGGGUUCUUCAUGGGGUGGUGGAGCCAGCCAGAAUGCGGGCCAAAACUCUAGUUGGAACUCUGGUUCUGGUAAUGCAAACCAGGAUUCUGGUUGGGCUAAGAAAAAUGAUUCAGACUUUGGAUCUGGUGAUGCAACCAAAGAUUCUAGUUGGGGGAAGAGAAGUGACUGGAACUCAGGAUCUGCAGAUGCAAAUCAGGAAUCAGAAUGUGGUAAGAAAAGUAGCUGGGGUGCUGGUUCCAAUAAUGCUGGCCAAGACUCUGGUUGGGGCAAAAGGGGCAGUUGGAACUCUGGUUCUGGUAGUGCAAACGAGGAUGGUUGGGCUAAGAAAAAUGAUUCUAACUUUGGAUCUGGUGAUGCAACCAAUGAUUCUAGUUGGGGGAAAAAGGGAUCAGCAGAUGCAAGUCAGGACUCUAACUGGGGUAAGAAAAAUUGGGGCACUGGAAAUGAUGCUGGCCAAGACUGUGGUUGGGGCAAAAAAGGAUCGACAGAUGCAAGUCAGGAUUCAAGCUGGGGUAAGAAGAGUUGGGGUACUGGCAAUGAUUCUGGCCAAGACUCUGGUUGGGGCAAAAAAGGUGGUUGGAACUCUAGUUCUAGUAGUGCAGGUGAGGAUUCGGGUUGGGAUAGGAAAAGCAACUGGAAUUCAGGAUCUGGGGAUGCAAAGCAGGAAUCUGGUUGGAAGCCGAAGAGCGAUUGGAGUUCUGGAAGUGGAAAUGAAGACCAAAAGGAGCCUUUUAGUAAUAGAGGUGGUGGAAGUUGGAGGGGAGGUUUUGGUGGUAGAGAUGGCUCAGAUAGGGGCUUUAGAGGUAGAGGAGAUACAGACAGAGGAGGUUUUCGGGGUAGAGGUAGAUCGGAUAGAGGACGUGGCAGAUCUGACAGAGGAGGUUUUGGUGGCAGAGGUGGUGAUGGUGGAGGCUACGGAGGUAGAGGCGGUGAUGGUGGAGGCUACGGAGGUAGAGUUGGUGACAGAGGUGGCUAUAGAGGUAGAGGUGGAAGAGGGGGUGAUAGGGGAGGAUUUGGAGGUAGAGGACGUGGUAGGAGGGAUCAAAAUGGGGGUUGGAACAAUGGUGGAGAUUCUGGUGAAAAUAAGUCUUUUGGCUGGAACAAAGAGGGGGGGAACCAGGGCUGGAAUGGUGGAACAAGUGGAGGUGCUGAUCAAGGAGGUGGCCAAUCCUCCAGUUGGAGUCAAUCUGGUGGCUGGAACAAAGAGGGGGGGAACCAGGGCUGGAAUGGUGGAGCAAGUGGAGGUGGAGGUAGGAGUUGGAAUCAAUCUGGUGCUGAUCAAGGAGGCCAAUCCUCUAGUUGGAGUCAGGCUGGUGGCUGGAGCAAAGAGGGGGGGAAUGGUGGAACAAGUGGAGGUGGAGCCAAGACUUGGAUUCAAUCCAGUGCUGAUCAAGGAGGCCAAUCCUCUAGUUGGAGCCAGUCUGGUGGGUGGAACAAAGGCUCUAGCUCAACUAAUGAAGGAGGUGGGAGUCAAGAUAACAACCGGAAGUCUUCGAAUUCAUCUGAUGGUGACAAAUGGUCUAGCUGGAACCAGUCAAGUGGCAGCAAGGAAGUUAAUGGAAGUAACAAUCAAGGAAAUGGGUGGGGAAAGAGUUCAACUACUACUGCUGGAGGGUGGGCUAACCAAGGAUCAGGCUCGGGAGAUCAAUCUCAGUCAAAAACUGCUGAUGAAGCCCCAUCUUCUGGUUGGAACAAGUUAAAGGAUGGAGGUGAAAAUAGCGGAAACCAAGAUCCAUGGGGUAAGGCAUCAUCAACAAGUACUUGGGGACAAGGGAGUGGUGGUAGCAAGGGAGGAUGGUAAUUUUAACCUUUGCUUACUGAACAAGGUUUUUAGUGCUGUAGAUACUUCUAUUUUGGGUCUGUUCUGCAGUUUCUACAGUGUAGAGAGCCGGAAUGGAACAAGGUAGUGUUUCCGGGCAGACUGGUAGUAGUGAAGACAUUUGCUGUUUAGUGUUUACUAGAACAGCUUUAUGUUUGUUAAUAUUCCUUUCAAGUUAGUAAUGCUACCAUAUUAUGUAGGGCUUCCUCAUUGGGCAUAGUAAUGCAUAGAUGUUGCUCAAACUACAUCAACUGAUAAUAUUAUGACUACUGUUUCAAGCUCACUGCAUUUUAUAA